This is a messenger RNA of Moesziomyces aphidis, 1722 nucleotides long. NCBI's taxonomy places the organism in Eukaryota, Fungi, Basidiomycota, Ustilaginomycetes, Ustilaginales, Ustilaginaceae. The record is from the annotation of a GenBank genome assembly.
AUGAGUUCGUCUUCGCCCAUCACAAGCGUGCCGGAUCCGUCGGAUUCGUCCGCACUUGCCUCGAUCAUCACGCAGGUGCAGCCUGGGCAGGCGGCGCCUGUCGUGCGUCGUCCCGCAGCGCCGACCAAGUCCACCGCGCAGACGGACGCAUCACGGAAGAAGAAGAAGAAAAAGAAGACGGCUGCUGCCGAUGCUGCGCGCGAUGAGGCGGCUCAGCUGCGGUCGCAGGACCAGGCGGUGGCCGAGGCGGCUCGUCUGGGCUCCGAGGCUGCGCAGUCGCAAGCACGCGCCAACACCAAGACGACAGCUGCGGGUACGGCUGCAGAAGCACCGACGCAAGAGAUGGACUCGGCGGCACCACAACAUUCGCACCAGGCCUCGUCGACACUCGUCGGCACAUCGACGGCGGGCGACACUCUGGGUCGCAGCGCGGUGCUAUCCGACUCGCCGGUGGUCGGUUCGGACCAGCCAGCUGAGUCGGCAGCGCAACAGGCGGCACCCAUGCAAUCGGAGAAAUCCAACCCGACCGCCACAGAGAGCAGCGAGGGAACCGUGGACAAGGACGGGCUCAUCGACGUGCCUCCGCGUAAGCAUGCGGGUGAGGCGGUUGCCACGCCCGCAGCUGCAGCUGCACCUCGACCCGCAGCUGCGGCUGCGAAACCCGCCACCGCGCGCCCAGUGGCUGCAUCAGGCCCCUCCAAGGCUGGCAAGAAGCCCGGAUUCGGCGCGCGUCUGGUGGCGCUGCUCACCUGUUCGUCGGCUACAUCCGCCGAGGUUCGCCACGAGAUGCAGGAGAAGCAGCGCGCUCCUGCCAGCGUCGCCGCGCGCAAUGCCAAACCCCCCACCCCCGCCAUUGCCCCACGCACACCCACCAAACCCACAGCCGCGGGCGGGGAGUACGAAACCACGCCCGGAGGGGGCACCAAGCUUCCGCGCGACGAGACGGGCAACGUUAUGUCGGGCGCCGUGGUUCCACCGGGUGCGGCGUUUGUAACCGCCGACGAGGCGCGUAAAUCCCGAUCCUCGCUGGCGGAUUCGGAAGAUUCCGUAUCGGACGAUGAGGACGAGAUGGACAUGGACGAUAUGGACUAUCUUACGGACGAUCAGACUGAAGAGCAGAGGCUGAUUCUACAGGGAGGCAUUGGGAUUCCUGUGGACGAGCAUGGCAAUCCGCAACCGCUGUUGACGGAAAUUGGUCCGCAGGAUCAAGGACGCAAGUGUCUAGUUCUCGACCUCGACGAGACGUUGGUUCAUUCGAGCUUCAAGAUGAUUCAGAAUGCCGACUUUAUCGUCCCCGUCGAAAUCGACGGUACGGUUCACAACGUCUAUGUGAUCAAGCGACCGGGGGUGGACGAAUUUAUGCGACAGAUGGGCGAGAUUUACGAGGUGGUUGUCUUUACCGCAAGCUUGUCCAAGUAUGCCGAUCCAGUGUUGGACAUGUUGGAUAUUCAUCAUGCUGUUAGACACCGGUUGUUUAGGGAGAGCUGUUACAACCACAAGGGCAACUACGUCAAAGACCUCAGUCAACUAGGAAGGCCAAUUGGAGAUACGAUCAUCAUCGACAACUCUCCAGCCAGUUACAUCUUCCAUCCCAACAAUGCCGUCCCGGUCAGCAGCUGGUUCAAUGACCCCCACGACACCGAACUCACAGACCUCUGCCCCUUUCUCGCCGAUCUGGCUAAUGUAGACGACGUAAGAGCCGUCCUUGACGGCUCACUCUAA